UCCUGCUCCUCCAGUGCACAGCUCACGGGGUACUUUCACAUAUCCCUCUAUAUUGAACAAAAAACAUACUGGAAUUCUCAGCGUCACUCCAGUGAAUCGCAGCACGCCCAAACAGCGGACCUCCCUCUCUUCCUCCCUGGAUGUCCAGAACCAGAGGCCAGUCAACCACAGCUGUGAUCCCUCCGAGGUGAGCUCGUCCCUGGGCUACGCCAGCAUCAGCACCAGCCCCCCUGCCAGCCCGCCAGUCAGCCCCAACCAGGACUCACCCGGCUCCAACGACGACUGCCCCCUCACAGACGACGGGCCGUACCAGCAGAACCCUCCCCCCGCCUCUUCCAAUACACUCCCACUACCAGACGACGGGCCGUACCAGCAGAACCCUCCCCCCGCCUCUUCCAAUACACUCCCACUACCAGACGACCGACGACAAAGCCUCGUCCCCGUAGAGUUCGCCGGCCUCCUCCACGGCUCCUCGCCGGCCUGCGAGACGCCCGACACACCCUACCACCUCUACACCUCCAACACCAACCCCAAAGCCCGAAAACACACCCCCUCGGACCCCCACACCAGCCCGGUAACCACGCUCGGUAACCACGGCAAUCUCGCUUCGGUAACCCAGCCCUUUGAAUUAGGAAUUGGACUGCCACCGCCCCUCAUUAUCCCUCACACAGGAAACGAGGCGUUGGCUCUGAAGACCCCCAAAGACCCCCUCAAAGACGACAGACCCCCCAAACCUCAGGUAGUCUAUCGCACCAUCUUCCACACCCGGGUUAACCAGAACCCCCAGAGCGCCUCGCCCUCCUUCUCCUCGCCGUAUGGUUGGAACAGGGAGGCGGUGGUGGUGAGGGGGGGUGUGUCGGGAGCUGGCGGACCYAGGGAGGGGRCACCGGSKWCUGGRUACGAGGACAGGGCCUUUACCCUGGGCAGGAUGAGAUCCAUACCUCGCAGUGUGCUGGACCUAAAGCUCUCCAAGUCACUGUCCAAGUCUGACUCCAACCUGGUGGCUGUGUCGCCCAUACAGGAGGAGUACCACUGGGGGUCGGGGCCCGGGGGCCAGGGGCCGAGAGGAAGCCCAGGGGACACCGCCAGUCCUGGGGGCCAGCUAGAGAGAACACCCUCCUUCACUGCUGAAUGGGAGGAGGGUAAAAGGCCCUGUCCUCGUAACCCAGACACCGGUGCCCUCCUAGGUCCGGCCCUUCCCGACACAACUAAACCUCCAUCCACCACCCGUAACUGGCCUCCCUGUUCCACCAUCGAUCCGGCGAAGGAGAAGGAGGGCGAGGCGCUCUGGGGGUUCUGGUUAACCCCGGGUGUGGAAAUGGUGUGCGAUAGACUUAACCUGAGGUUGGGGGGUCGUCGUCUUUGA
This is a messenger RNA of Salvelinus sp. IW2-2015, 1366 nucleotides long. RefSeq names its product ankyrin repeat and sterile alpha motif domain-containing protein 1B-like. Gene Ontology annotation, biological process: ephrin receptor signaling pathway. The record is from RefSeq and is a predicted model, not a curated record. Gene Ontology annotation, molecular function: ephrin receptor binding. Gene Ontology annotation, cellular component: cytosol. NCBI's taxonomy places the organism in Eukaryota, Metazoa, Chordata, Actinopteri, Salmoniformes, Salmonidae.